Porites lobata is the source of this 16365-nucleotide messenger RNA. The record is from the annotation of a GenBank genome assembly. Lineage: Eukaryota; Metazoa; Cnidaria; Anthozoa; Scleractinia; Poritidae.
GCUUGCUCCGAGCAUCAAGGGAGGCAUACUUGUCCUUUGAUUGACAACUCUCUAGCCUUUGAACCUCGACUUGAAUCAGAGACUGGAAAUACUGGAUUUUGUCCUGUUGGUGGGGGGGCAUAAAAUGGAAACCCUUGGAACAGGACCAGAAAACAAAAAAAAAGAAACGCAACCAACAUGAAAAUCAGGGCUUAAAACCCAACCAGCACCAUAACAAAAUAGGUUGGAGGCAAUUACCAGUGUAAUGGCUCUACCAUCAUAAUACAGGAACAUGCCUUUAACCUUCUCAGUUAUGUUGGAAGAAAAAUAUGUAGUCAGCUCACACAUAUUCUAUGGUCUGUAGUCUUUUUGGCCUAUGCUUUUCAGUGGUGUUUUUUUUCUCAAGUCUUCUUGAUUUUCCUGAAUGUUCCUAUACAGUUGGACUUCCAAGAUGCUAAGAUUUGACAUUGGCCCUGGAGGAGGGGGGGAGUGCAGGGUACUCCCUUCAAUUUUAGAGGGUGUUUCCCCAUGAACCUGUUCCAGACAAACAGAGAUGAAUUUAAGGCCCUGUUCCAGACGAUAAAUGUAAAAAUAGGAAUCCUGUUUCAGACAUUUAUGAGCAAAAAACACUGUACACAUUAUUACAGUGGCCCCAAUAUAACAGACCUCUAUGUGCAAAGUCCUUGGUAUAACUAACAACAUUCUUUGCCUUGGUAAUAGCAAAAGCAAUGAAAAAGAACCUCAAUACACUGAAACCUCAUUAUAGCGAACACAUUGUCAGACUUUUGGUCCUUCGUUAUAUAGAGGUCACACUGUGUCAUGAAUAUUUUAUUUGGUAGUAAAGAAACGACAAAGAGGGCAUAGUUUCGCACCUUAACCUGAUCGAGAAUAAUAAGGGAUUAUGGGGAAAAUUGACCCUGUCCCAGAGUCAAACUGAAGUAAAAUAUACCUCUCCUCCAGAGAGUCAGAGUCAGAGAGGCAAAGAGUAGAUCGUUGUACAUGUCCGGGAAACUGCCCACCUACCCCUCCCCUAAGCCAAUAUUUUUGCCCUAAGUGAAAAGUAGGUGUUAACGGUGGCUAAGGGGAAGGGAAGGUGGAGAGUUUCCCAGAGACGUAUAAUGAUCCCAAAGAGCAUACCCUGUCGAGAGGAUUCCCAAAAAAACAAAAAAUCUACCCCCCUCCCCCCUCUUCCACGUAUGGCCACCAAGAAGUCCCAACUAAAGCUAACCUAACUAACUUUGGUCUUUUGCAUAGGCAUUCAAUUACAAGAGGGGUUCCCUGAUCGUGUUGUUUUACAAGAAAGUUCAAACGAAUUAAAGGAGAAAAAGAAAAAAGGUCAAAGGCCUGGUCGUAAACCCUGAGGUAAAUUUUCCCUCUUAACAUGCCUUGAUGAUAUAAAAUUUGUAUUCUGUUAGGAUAUAGGCGAUUUGACUGAAAAUUUGCGCGAAACCACCGUCAAAAACUGAAAAAAGGCCACUUCCGGUUGACGUGCGUCGCUCAAAAACGUUGUUGCUUAAGCUCCCUAAUGUCAGUAUUGCUACUCCCUCAUGGAUAAAUGCUACAGUUGAACCUCUUUACAACGGCCACCUUGGGGACAGAAGAAAGUGGCCAUUGUAGUGAGGUUGAAACAAGAGUCAAUGUAUGGAUUUUUUGUCCGCCGGGACGAUGAAAAGUGGCCGUUGUAGAGAGGUGUCCAUAGUGGAGGUUCGGCUGUAGUCCAUUACAGGGUUAAUAUCUCUAGCUGAGUAUGUCGCCAGUAUUUGUUAUGUAUGUAUAAAGAAAUUUUUUUAUUGAUAUAAAUGGGAAAUGGCACAUGCACAUGAAAGUCACCAUUCGUGUCUUUUAAACUCUCCUAAUUUCCUGUAAGUUAAGAAAUGUUUUGCAUGGUCAUUAAUCCGCAUCAAAUGUGAGGUGAAUCUGUGUUAUAAGCUUUUAAACGUGAGAAAAACAUUCAUUCAAGUAACCUGACGGACCAGAAUGAGGUAAUGAACAAAUUCCAGAAUUACCACAAAGGGAAAAUCCAUUAAAAGGGAAACCCUUAUAAAACAGAUAAGGAUUAAAACUCCUUCACGUAAAACAUGAUGUGAAACAAUUAAUUAGUCCACCUGUGGCCCAAGGUCAAAAGACAGCAUAAACCAAAAUUCGGAAAAUGAUAAGAUGACUUAAACCACAAGUCACCCUUAGUUGAGAACUUGAUAGAGUUAAAUGGGAACAAAAAAAAUUCAGGAUUAUUUCCCAAAACGACAACUUCCAGUGUAGGAAACAGACUGCCCAGUUGAUCAAUCACAUGCUCGGUAUUUAGACAAUAACCCUUAAAAAGGCGAGUUAAUCAGUUUUCAAGGUUAAUUACAUGAGAGAGACUCGGCCCGCGACAUUGACUUGUACGUUUUCUGUUCAGUACAAGGUCCUAUAAAAACAACCAAUCUCAUUUUCUAAAAUCUUUUUUCCUAUUUCCUACUUUUGGCUCCCCUUUUUUUCAGAAACAGAUCUAUAAAGUUAGCAAAUACAAUAAUUGAACGCUUGCCAAGAGAUCGUUCAAGAACAAUCGGCUUCGACAAUAUCACCUUAUCACAGCAACCUUUCUGAAAUAAACUUUUAUCGGAAGAGAAAGGAUUAAAUAAACCGCGAUCAGCGAUCACGCACGACGCUUACCGAGGAAAAAAGUAAGCAAUCACGCACUAAAACACAAGUCUCACACGAGAUUUUACCGUACAUAAUGCAUAUGAAAACUUUCAUGUGCAGCAAUUCCGGCGGUAAUGAUCAUGACACGCCGGAGUACAAUUUACAAAAGAAAUACUUACCUAGGCUGACAAGAAGAAGCAAAAAGAUGGUAUUGCAAAGAUAUAAAUUCUUUAAGCUCUGCAUGACGAAUCUUUUAAGCGUUUAUACCUGUAAAGAACAAGGAACGAGAUCAGGGUUACUCUUUGAACUCAGUCAGCGCUUUAGCGAAUCGGUAGGGAUCGUACAAAUGCUAACCCAAUUAAUGCAAACCUUUUUUCUGGAAAAAAGGGAAAGCGAAAGUUAAGGUAACUAACACCAUUUAAUUACAUAACAAGGGAAAAUGUUUCAGUUAUUAACUAAGCGAUCGAAUCAAAUAUGAACUUCGUGAAAAGCAUGUUGUAGUUUUUCUGUCUAAAAAUAUUAAAUUGAAACCGAAAACCAAACUACCUCUUAACCUGUAAAGGUCGUCCGUUUGAGUAAAAAAAAAAAGGAAAACCAUGCAAAUGUAAAUGAAAACUAAAUGAAAUAUUACGUGAAACAACCAAUAUACCCUUAUAAUACAGCUAACAUUUGAAAAAACAAAUGCCUUUAAUUCAAACUAUUAAAAGCUAUUUACUUGAUUAAUACUUCAUAAGUUUCUUUGCGUAUUAAAAGAACUCAUACUACAACAUCGAACAACGUCACAACAAGUCGUAUAAUUAUAACUGAGUUAGUCAAGUCUAAUUGGGAUAUGUAUUGUGGUCAAAAAGCGGCUACGUUUAUCAAUCAAUAUCAAUAAAAAGUUGGAGGAUCGGAAAGGUAUUAAACGCUCUUGAUGGAACUCGCCCCAAGACAGACUUCGCUGAGGCACGGAAUGGCCAAAAUAUCAAUAAAGUAAAAACAGAGAUUAGUGCAUUAGACAAAGAGGCAUGUGAUAAUUUACACAGCAGUUCUUCAUAUUUCAAAGAACAAACAUUAACGAUACAUACAAACUAGAUAUACAACACAUGUGAAGAAGGGUCGCGAUCGCCAUCGAUAGGUUGCGCAUUGUUUUUUAAAACAUUACAAUGAACAACAUUAAAUGUCGAAAGAUGUGUUACGGUUGACCAGACAUACAAGACAAAACAUUCGACAAGUAGCGCGCGAGAUUUUAGUCUGUUAACUAUAACAUAUUUCUACUUUUGACCCCUUAAAGUCAAAAUAUUUUGAGUUACCUGCGAAGGUACUCUUAAAGACUUCUAGUGCGACCCUAUUGGAACACACUACAUAGAGUUUAUGAUCACAGAUUCCAACGCAUCUUGUUGAUAUACCAAGACGGAUACGAUCGACCGACAUGUUCCGUAAACUUUUAUCGGCAUUUUAGAGGUUUGCCUGUGGCCUUUUCGGUUAUUUUAUCGCUCGACGUCGAGGAUAGUCGAGUCGCCGAACCAUUCUGUUUUCGUAGUCGUAUUUUGCAAAGCAAUAUUCAACACGUCGUUUAGAGUGAUCGUCUUCACGGCGCCCGCGCUGUUGACGAAACGCGAACUGAUAAGAUGGCACCAAAUUAAAAAAAGCUUCCUCUCGAAUAACCACUAACACACUGAUGAACAAAGUUACCUGGAAAGAGGCCUCCAAGAGACCCAAAUUCAACGACAUUCACGUAUCAGAGCUCCCAGGGCGAUUUUCCCAGUCGACAUCCAUUUCGAACCACAAGCAGCUGUCUUCGAACCGAAGCUUGGUGCUCUUUGACGUAAUUGAAUGAUAAUGCUUUGAUUACCUUUGAUUGACAGAACCGGAUUGCUAUAAGAGCUGGGUGUGUGACAAAUGGCAAACUUAUCAGAAAAUCACGUCAAUUUUUUAAAACCCAUUUCCAGUUUUUUUUUUCGUGAAUCGUGGCUUGUCAAAAAACACAGUAGUCAAAACUGCCCAUUCUCCAAGCUGGCAAGCAGAAGAGGUUACAAUUUGUGUAGUUUACUGUUGGUACACGAUUUUCACAAUCACUCCUUUAUUUUCAAACGCGAAAAUAUUGUCACUGUUUUUCAUCCAGAAAAAUGCGGAUUACUUGGGAAUUUUUUUUUAUCUUUAGGAAAGAUAGGUACCCAGAUGUUGGUCCCUGCCCGGCCCUCGGCCCUAACAAGUUUGCUAGUGAUAGCGCACUUGAAACAUAACCCUAGUUUCCUUUCCUAAAGGUUACACGCUCUGAUUAGCGGGAAUCUUUACUUGUAACGUGUUCACAGUUUAGCUGAUAGGGGGUGUAAGUUGUUCUUUUCAUUAUGUGUUCUUUGCAUCUGAGUGCAAACGUUCUGUUUAAUUAAGUUAUAGAAAAAAUUGUCAAGUUCAUCUCUAAUCGGUGCCUAAUUGCUCAUGCCGUGGUUUGACUCCAUCGAUAUUUUUAAAGCAUGUAAGUUGACUCUAAGAUUUUGAUAAAGAAGAUUCCACGUCGCUCAGGAUUUCCUAGCUUGGUUAUCAGAACUUGGCGGCUCAUUUCACGGUCCAUCUCGCUAGUAGGGAGUUUCCUUUGUAUCGAGCCAAUCUUUCUGCCUUAAUCGGGCCGCGAAAAAAUCUCAGUAAUUGAGCGCCACUCACUGUGUAUGACGAACUCGAACUUUAAAACUCGCUGUGAUCACAGAUGUGCUUCGUCAUUGAUUCGGAAGGCGAUUGAAUUUCUUAGGGCUCCAUAAGGUCCGGCUAUCUGACUGAGCCGCAUGGAGUUGGUGUAGUUCAAUCCGGCCUCAUUAAUAAAUAUCUCUUGUAGCCAGGAUUGAGCUAAGGGGGCAUGAAUUCUAACUUGCGGCAGAUGUAAAGGUUAAGCUGGGACAAAACUAACUGACCUGAGAAAAACAAUAACAGACAAAAGAAAAUAUACUCACAGAAAAGAGCUCAGAAGUAUAAGCAAGCGAACUUUCUGGUGCCUUCGGGUUUUACACUUAUUAUUGGCGAGAGAGCCAUUAAAUAACAAAAAGAUAAAGGGAAAAUCAAUCAAUCUUAAGUCUUUUGUGUUCUCUAAGUAUUCUAAUCAUAACAGGCGAUAUACACACAAACAGUGCUGACAACGGCAGCGUGGAAUUUAUUUCCACGAGGAUAAAGUGAACAAUAGAAUUAACUCUCAAAGAAAUUUUAACGGGCAAAAUCCUUGAAUUAGCACAUCCUAGGUAAACAGUUCUUUAAAACGAGAGAAAAAAAAAAGAGAGAAUAAACAGUUCUGUAAAACGAGAGAAAAAAAAGAGAGAAAGAAGGUUUGUUUUGAUACAGACAGGCUUGCCACAAGAUUUUUCAAAGUAGAAAUCUGCAGACUAUGAUGGACAGACCUUGGGCAAGCUAGCAAUGAUAUCGUAAACUGACCAAACGAUUCCUUGAACUAUUUAGAUCAGCAGAUAAACAGUCCCCCUAAUCGUUCCCAAAAUGGGAGAGGAAAACAACACAGACUUGACGCAUAAGGACGGUAUCUCUUGGGCGGCGAAAUACGUUCGAACUGCAUGACCCAGCAGCAGGUCACAGCCAGAGAUAACUUUAAUAAACGUUUAUAGGUGUUCCUUAUCGGCUCACUCGUCCAAGCGAAGUACCGUUGAUAACACAUCUACCUUUGAAAAGGUGUAAAGGUUGGGUUUCACAACUGCUUGUAAUAGUAAGCGACGAUGAGAGAAAGCUUUGGCAAGGUCAUUUGUGCCAAAGCGAAACAGAAGAUAGAUGUACGUGAUUGCAAGCAGAAAGUGUUGAUGAAAGAUAAGUUUAAGUGGUGCAGAAGGUAAUUAGGUGUAAAGUUGACUAAAGUCAGUUAAAAAUUUUUCGUAACAAAUAGCCUGCCAAAUUCAACAGUUUUGGAUGGUGAAGGAUAUUUGCCAUGCGCAGAAACCAAAGAUGGUUCAAUCUAUAUGAAUCAAUGAACUUUUUUGUUCCCAAGUCAGUCUAAUCUUUCAAAAGUUCAAAAGAAAAAGUUUGUUUCUAAUUUCACAGCAAUAUUCCGUGUAGUAUAUUGUAUAUGUGCGGUCAAAUCUCGCCCUGUGAACAACUCGAUAUAACCGAAAAACGGGUUUCUAGCACCAUUUUGAACAGUUUAGACACGACCAAAAAAAAAACUUUCCUUACCAUUUGUGACCGUAGUGAUGCGCAACAGAUAUAGCAGUGAGCGAGACGUUUAAUCGAAAGAUCCUGACGUUUACUGGACCCUUUAGACAAAGUCAAAUCAAAGUCAAACGCGACGGAUCAUAUAGUUAAUAACGACUUUGUAACUCGAGAGUAAUUUAGCCAGGUCAGCAAUAGCGCGCUGCUUGGGUUUCUGGCAUCGUUGUAUUUUGUCAGCAAUAUUGCCGAGUUCUUCGCACAAGUUGUCAGCUCGCGUUGAUUAUACGUCUAUGUCCGUCCAUCAGGAGGGUGAAAUGUAGCUUAAUGUGUAGUGCCGUGUGUCUUAUUCAAGCUGGUCAAAUUUGCCUUUUCGCGUGAUUUCAGCGCCCCUUAACAGACAAGACAGCUGCUGUAUAAAAAGGAAGAAAAGUCAAGUGGAAUUUUGAAAAAAAGAAAUAUAAAAGAGUCCGAGAAGGCUAAGCUUGGAUCAAAAUGUUUAGCAUGUGAAGAGCUCAGUGCCCUCAUAUUUAAAUCAGGCACUCGAGAAUCUCGGAAUUUUUUCAUGCCAAAAGCGAACAGCCUGCGCAAAGUGUUUCACUGUCCUCUUAAAACAGCUGGCUCGCGUAAAGGUUUCCAUAGAAUGGGUCACGUUAACAUGAGAAAGACAUAUUCCUUAAAUCAACGCUGCCAGGACUGGAAGUAGUCGUUAAUUUUAAUCGUGCAACUGUGGUCAUCCCUUGUAAAGGGAAAUGCUUAUCAAGGUCAUAUCUACUGUUAAUCUACGAAGGUUAUAUUAUGCAUUCCUCAUCGGUAACUCUUAAGCCAAUCUCGAUUCUAUCUUUGUCAGUUUAGGUUGCGAAAUUCGCGUGAUCCGCCGAACUCUUUACUUUUCGCGCUCUCUCUAAAGUCAUUUAAGUCUAAGUCCUAGAGUGCUGAAUAGGCUGACCAGUCUUUAUACCACUAGUAGUGACUAUCCGAUCAGAAGUGUCCAUUUUAAUAAUACAGGUUUCAAAUUUACGAUAGAAACGGCUCUUUCAAUCAAUAUAAUCUAGAGAGGACACUGGAGAACGGCAAGAACCAGCUUUAGGUGUCCGUUUUAGGAAGGUGACUGCCUCAUAAAGAGUCAAAAAAGAUGAUUGAAGAACGGCAGGGACCAACUAUAGGUGUCCGGUUUAGGAAAGUGUCCGCCUCAUUAUAAGAAGACAAAGAAAAUGACUGAAGAACGGGAGCAACCAACUUAAAGGUAUCCUUUUUAGGAAAGUGAACGCCUUAUGCUGGGUAAAUAAAAUGACUGAAGAACGACAGGGAUCAACUCGAGGUGUCCUUUUUAGGGAGGUGUCCGUCUUAUAGAGACACAAAUAAAAUGUCUAAAGAACGGCAGGGUCCGACUCUAGGUGUCCGGUUUCAGUAGGUAGGUGUCGGCCGGCUGCCUCAUAGAGAAUCCAUGAACUUAAGGUGUCCGUUUUAGGGAGAUGUCCUUCUGAAACUCCAGGUGCACGCUUUAGAAAGCGGUGCAUCUUAAAAUAACAGUUGCCCGUUAUUUUUUUAUGUUUUAUUUUUAGAGUUACCCGUUAGAAAGGAGGUGCCUUUGGAUUAACGGAACUGGCGAAAGUGAAUCCAGAAACUCGGAGAAAGAAGGCUUACCAAUAGUGACACGAGAGCGGGUGUUUGGCCAUUAUUGUAGCUCAUCAGAACGGCGUAACAAACAUAGAAGCUCCGCUGAGGAAAUACCCGCACAGAUCAUGGCUCAGUGUUUGUUACACUUUUCGAACUGUGUCGCCCCUGGUCAAUCGGCCCCUGCCCAUGUAAGGUAAUAUGGAAUCCGGGAAUAUUUUUGCCUGGCUUUGGAAUCCAGAAUUCAUGAUCGGCUCAAGGAAUCUGGAAUCUUGCUAUCGAUUGGAAUCCGGAAUCCAGUACAUUGAGUCCGAAAUCCGUAGCGUGGAAUCCAGAAUUUAAGACUGUCUUUGAUUACCUUACUCAGGACGAAACUGUAGAAUGACAAGGAAAGCUUAACUCUGAUUAUUUAUAAGUUGGAUAGUCAAAAACAGCUCUGUUUGUUAGAUUAAUCGCUUUACUAUCCAACCGGUUGCAUUAAAGAGGUAUAAUUGUGAACUUCUGAGGUGGCUUGAAAACUCCAAAAAGUGGUCGUUAAACCCAAUAACGGGGUUGUUGGAUUAACGAGGUCACAGAGUAAGGAAAUGAAAGGACUCAGGCCAGAAUAAAUUACUGGUGUUUGAAAGCACAAUAUUAACCAGUUGGUGGGAGUAACCCUUAAAAUCCCGGAGGAGGACCAACAUAAAUUUUCUCCUAAGAGUAUCAUAUAAAAUCAGUAUUAAAUGUCAUGAGAAUUAAUAAAAAAAGUCGUAAAAGGAAAAUGCCUUGAUCUUUUUUACAAAUUCUCUUACUUAAUUUUGAAGGCAAAUGUAUGGAGAUUAGCCUGGAGAUUUUUUUAAUGGAUAUUGAGUCUUAAAGGGUUAAUGAAGUGGUUAUAUGGUAGAGGUCUAUGAAGAUUUGUUGGUAGUAGGACAUGGUUCAUUUGCACCGCAUGUGUGACAAAAUAAACCUAAGUCAAGACUAUAACCCCUCGAUAAUUUGUUACAGGCGUUUUGGGGAACUCUUCUUUUAAGAUUUUCAUUAUUUCUUGCCAGGAGGAGAGUUACUAUGCACUUGAGUUUAGAACCCCGGCUACCAGAAGUUUUUUGUUCGCUUUAAAGCUUUUCAGGUUGACGAGGCAAAGAGGAGUGAGAAUUUCCGGGUGUGGCACUCUGUCCAAUAAUAAGCUCCCGCGAAAAUAACCCCGUCUCACUUAAAAUGCAACCUUUAAAAUCCUUUGAACUGUUUGAAUUUAAUCUAAGGGUUCAGGAAGCUAAAAAUAACACGGAUUUUUUUCUCUGCUUAGAUCCUGUUUUGCGGAGAUGCAAAGCCAACAGUUUAUGAAUGAUAUUUAUGUCAGUUUUAGGGUUAGUUUUACAUCUCUUAAAUUCUUCUUGGGUUUAACGCAUUUUGCGCACGAUGAGGACACUAAAAAAUACCCAGAGUGAUCGUUUUCCUUCUUAAGUCCAAAGAGCAUUUCAUAAAGAUUUGAUCAACAAAACUAAUCAUUCAGGAGAUGCUUUGGAAGAUGGUUAUAAUACACGAUAUUUUGAAACAAUAAGAUAAAUGUAACAAAAUAAAUUUGAGAUCGCACGACCCCCUAAAAUGUUAAAAUAAAUAUUCAAGUGAAUGAUGUCAAAAAUAACAUUUUUGUCUUUUGUAUGAAUAGCUCUUGCAAGGGGAGCGUUACACUUGUAGAUUUUUUUUGUAUUUCUGCCUUUGAUGUUGCGUUUCGAUUAGUUCAGUGGUUUGAGGCCUGAGUGGAUAAAGGUUUUAUAUAAUCUCCAUUUCCUGACGUAUAUUAGUAACGACUCGUCGAAGCUCAGAGGCUUGCAUUUGUAGGGAACGUUGAACACUUAACAAUCCCUAAUUAGUGAUUUCAGAGUUGCACUGAUAUGUUAAGGUAUUUUAAUACCCCUUUAAGCAGGCUACAAUCUUGGACAAAACGGAAAACUAACACUGCCUCGCCACCCCUCAAAUGCAGAUGGGAAAAUGGCAGGUUUUGCGUGUAGUGGUCUUCGGGCGCUUUCAUCCUUCAUAUCAAUGCCGAGAGAAUCGAAUUCCUUUGUCUAACAUUGUAAUGGCAACAAGAAGGCUAUCCUUUGACUUACAAAAACAGGGUAAAGCUGGGGAAAAUGGCAAACAUACCUCCAAAAAUCCAGGUAACGUGCUUGGAAGCCAAAUCGGGGGUAGAUUUCAGUCAAACAAAUAAAGCCUUCCAAUAAUCAGUGAUAAACAAUGAUAACAGGUUUUAAAUGUUUUGCGGAAAUGAUGGAAUGUCCAUUUUUUUCAAGGCUUUCUACAGAACAUGCAAAAUGGCACUCGCUGUAACUAUUUCCCUUCUGAUCCUUCUGGGGCAGAACUGUGCUUGUGUGAGAAAUGAGGUUUAAUUUGGACAAUUAUCAGAGGCACAUUCCUUUUCAAACGUUUCCUGGCAAUUAUCAUUUUGCUUUGUUGUUUCCUGAUAACGGAUAAACACUGUAUCUGCCCACUUCCUGUUGUUUCAUCGACGUGGGAGUUCGAUCUCUUUCAGUUUCUGGUCCUUGAGGUAAGUCAUAUUUCAUAUCAAGUAAGAAAUGAGUUUGUUUUUACAUCAUACAUAUUGAUGUUUUUUAGAAUCAAGUUGGAAUUAGGAAGUAUAAUUUUUAAACGAUGUAUCAUGGGCAUGGAGCGCAUACCCGGGGCCGGAGAUUUGAGUGAGAUAUUAGAGAGGUUAAACAUCACCACGUGACUAAGUUUCCUCUUUGCUUGUCAUUUACUGUUCAUUAUUUCUACACCUAAGUUGGUAGUUUCACGCAAUUUUUUAUCCAUAAGAAUUGUUUUGAGCUGUUUUUACCAGCUCAUUUUCUAUUUCGAGAAAUUCUCAACUUGAAUCUGACGUUUGCCGUAUGCGUGAAGCUUUUAAUUUUAUGGUCUCAGUGAGACUCCCGGAUGAGGGCAAUGAUGCUUGUCGUCUCAGUCGCUAGGGGGGGUAAGUUGGUCUCACUUAAGGUUUUCAGAGCGGAAAUUGAAGCUGAUAUAUAUAUUUUUUUACCGAUUAGGGCUACUGAUUAGGGAAAUGUGCUAAGAAAUACGUACAAAGAAAACCAAAUGCCGUCAUACUGUGUUAAAGACAAAAUUUCAUUUCAACAUCUCUCGCUCAAUUUAGAUCACUCAAGAUCCAGCAAAGCUCUUGUUUUGCCCAGAUUGGUUUCCCAUUAAUUUUCCGACAAGCCUCUCUGUCCCUGCCUCACGGAAGUCAACGUCCGCCCGGGAUAUUGUUACAGGUUACCGUAUUUCCUCUAGCCUGUGCCACCCUCUCAGAUAGUAUUACUGAACGACUUCCCACCACCAUCUCGGAGCCUGGAAUAGGCUAUAUUUCCUCAAUAAAACGCUCCCGGCAUUUGUUUGAAUCUGCAUGCAGUAUAUGUGGGAUCGUUAUGUUUAUAAGGAAGGAUUAGCGUUUAUUUGGGGUACGCCGCAGGAGCCGAUUACCUGAGGCACGGGCUUUAAAUAAUGGAGAAAAUACGAUAUAUCCUUUUUAGUACCGGGGUGUCGGGCGGAGUCUUGAGUUCCUGAAAUAUGCUACAGUUCCGCCAGGGGGAGGGGGUACACGAUAUAUCCUUGGGUGGGGAGGUGGGGCCCGGCCCCUCAUACCCUGACGCUGUUUGAGACAAAAAUCGCUGAUUUUCCUACCCUGUUUAAGACAGAAUUCCGAUAUUUGAUACCCUGUUUAAGACAUUUAACCCGAAAACAUACCCUGUGUAAGGCAAUAAUAAAUAUCGAAACUCUUUCUCAUUUAAUCCAUUGGCAAUCACAAAACUAUUUACAGCUUGAUCAACAGAGUCACGCAGGCUGUUUAUCGUCCAAGAAGAGAUACCCUGUUUAAGACGAAAAAUGAUAAAAUCGCUAUCCUGAUAAGACAAAAAAUGAUAAAAUCGAUACCCAAAAACAUACACUGGGUGGCUGCACGUCCCCAUUAAGCCCUUAUAAGGGAGUACCCCCCCGGUACAGUUCUAAAUUUGGUCAAUGGCUCUUGCCCUGGGAAAGUGGGGGCGAAGUUUUGCUGGGUAUGUGCCGCUGGCCUCUUAGAACCCCUACCCCAUUAUAGUCUAUUCUGUGGCAAAUAUAGACCAAAUCUUAGUAACUUUGGGAAAAUACAUUUUUCGCGAUCACAACUUUCCGUUUAUACAUCUGCUUUAAAAGGCCCUUAAACUAGGUCAUCCUAAAAUGAAUUGACACAUUAAACUUAGUGAAGUAAAAAUCUUCCCAUUUUUAAAUCCCUACCAACCAGAAUUUUCUGAUCCCCCAACGCCCGAAAAUUUGCGAUCCCACUGUAGUAACUCUAAUGAAAAUGCAACCGCAUUACAGUCAAUCCAGCCGUGAAAAUGAGGUGCGACCCCAUCCAGCGGCACAUCCCCAUCAGCCUAUUACUAGGAAGUACCCCCGGUGGCUCUUGGUUUGGUUGAAUGUCAACGUAGAGAAAAGAGUACCUAAAUAAAUGGGGGCGCGCCUAACGGCUGCGAAGGAGACACCUCCCCCGUCACAACCCGGGAAGCGAACGCCAAGGAGUUCACCUGGAGUUAAUGCAAAGCUGAAAAGGAAGCGGUUUGCUUUCUUUUCGAUUUUUGUUUGAUUCGCUAAUGGGGUAUAGUAAUGGUACUUCAUGAAUUCUAAGCUCAUGAAGAAACGUUGAGUGUCAUGUCAAUUCCAACCGCAAAUGAAAUCUGGUGACGUCAAUUUAGAGUGCCCCAACGAAUUAAGCAUGCCCAACCUUUCUUUACGGGUACAAGUUUUAAGGUACAAGUAGUGUGUAGGGGAGGGGUGGAGCACCGGACACCCACACCACCCCCUCCACCCCCUUACACACACACAUAGUUUACUCCAUGAUCACCCUGCUCCUAGCAAAACGAGGUCAAGUCACGUGGUUGAAAAUAAUGUAAGCUCUGUGUAAAAAAGAAUGACUCAACUAAACGAUAGAACUGGCAAGUGGCAUUUUCUUGUUUGAUUGUAUUUUCCACGUUUUGAGCGAAUGCCAAACCCAUGCUGAUUAAAAUAGUAAAAUAAGUUGACCUGAUCAUAGACAAAAGUCAAUCCGUCUGGGAAAUCUGCACUUAAUCAUAUUAAUUCGGCAUAAGUUGUUAUAUAAUGACGUCAUUGUCUGAAGAAACACAAAGAAAAAGAAGAAAUUCGACACAGAAAGAUAAUGAUUUCGUGUGAAAAAAUCAUCAUAUUCAUCCUACGGGUUCCAAGGCUUUUAUACUUAAAAAUCCUAAGGACAGAUCAACUUUCAUUUUGGAAAAUUGUUUUCUGUAAAAAGAAUAGCUCUUAUAUAGCUCCCGUAGAAACGUACUUAUGAAGUCUUGCUCUCAUUUGAGAACAAUGACAGUAAAUAAUUCAAAGUCCUAAGUUGCUGCCAGCUCAAGAAUUUAAAACUUGAACUGCCUGAAACGCUGAAGACUUUUGAAGAUUUUAAAAUAACUAUCAAUUUUUUCGUAUCCCACUGAGAGUAAUUUUUUUGCUGACUUACUGUGGUUACACCAACCUAAGUCUUGACAGCCAAUCCCGACAAUCAAAAGGAAAGGUUGUGCCACUUAUAUGAUAAUUGCCCGUAUUCACUUUCAGUUUCCACUGAAUUCUCAAAUGAUUCGGCAUCCCUCCUCCAAUAGAUUCAGUCAUCUCUAAGUCCUCUAAUACUCGUGUGAGAAGAUGGAUGUGUUUGUAGAGAAGGGCAAAAAAGUUUUCGUUUAUUCACCUGUUAGCAAGCUUAAAAAGGAAAUGUGGGCGCAAGUAAAAGAUCAUAUUAGUUUCUGAUUGGCUUGUUCGUGUGCAUUUCACAAAAGAUUUAAAAUAUAUACGGUUUAUUUACAGGGAACCGAGGAGAUAAAUGCCUUUUCCGGAUACAGCUGGAAAUCUCGAGUUUCUUUUCAAAGAUUUUAAUCGAUUUUUUUUUUCUUAUUGAUAUGAGAUGAAUAGUUUCGCAGAGUUGUUUUUACACGGAAAUGCUUUGUGUAGGCUGUGCAAGAACUUUACGUAAAAUUAAUGUCACGUCCUGAUUUAAAAAGUACUCUGGCUGGUUUGAUUAUAAAAGACGUUCAGUCUGUUAAUGGAAAGAAAGAAUUUUCCGUGUAUAACUAAAAACAAAAAGCAGAAAAAACUUGUGUAGGAGGUCCCUUGAAUUCCUAUUAUUAUUAUAAAAUAAUAAUAAUAAUAACAAUCAUCAUCAUCAUCAUUAAUAAUAAUAAUGAUAAUAAUAAUUAUAAUAAUAAUAAGUAAGUCUUCUCUUCCCUAAAGAAUACAAUGAACCCUCGAUAUAACGAAGGGCGAUGGGACUGGCAAAAUUUGCCCACUAUGAUGAGGUUUUCUUAUAUCGAAGUUCUUUUUCAUAUAUUUUACUAUCACUGGGGUGAAGAAAAUCGCUGGUUAUGCGAAAACUUCGUUAUAUAGAGGUUCGUUAUAUCGAUGUUCCACCGUACCAUAGUGACCAGCUGAAAGUGCAGAUGACUGUCGCUUGUGUUAAGAAAUACCGUUUCCGUGUACGGGUGCCCAGGGUUAAUUGCCCUUACCCGUAGCCUUCAAACAACCCCUCCAUUUGAAGGAGCGAGAGCCACACGCGAAAGGAGAGGAGAGUGAGAAUGGCGGGAAAAGAAAGGGAGUCGAAAUUUCAUGAACGAUGUUUCUCAGUUAGCGAGUUUUUUUUUUUCACAUCUUCUAGACUUUUCUUAACAUAUUUUCCGUACGAUGAGGAGGCUAAAAAAAUAGCCAGAAUGAUCAUUUUCCUUCGCCCGCUUGUCUUGCGCGCGUUCUCUCGCGGCUCGCUUCGCUUGUCAUCAUUGGAAAACUCGCUCACAGGCUACUCCGUGGCCGUAACUACGAGCAGACGACUGCUUAUGUUUCCUUAAGAGUCUUACCUUAUCUUGGAAAUCAUGGUCGCCUUCUGUUAAACUCUGUGGCAAACAGUGCGUUCGUUGUACCCGUAGGAAAGGGUGUCCCCACGUCCCGGGCCCAACGUAUCCGUUCCUAUUUGAAAACGCAGAUUUUUUUCUCCGGUUUAUCCUACCGUCCACAUGUAUCCGGUGAAAAUGAUCAUCUUUUCAAUACUGCUCUCCAGAGUGAAGAUAUUUGAAUACACCGUUUUAGAGUACUCAUGAGGAUGGAUGACUAAAGAAAACGGAGGUUUUGAAAACAGCUACGUCACAGUGUUGGAUACCAGUGAAUGCACAUACUCCCAAGAAAGAUGGUACCAUUUUCAGUCACUUUUGCGUUUUCAUGUGUACAGGCAAAAAAAUAUAUCUAAAAAAGGAACGUGUAGACGCGGAUUUAUUUUUUUGAAAAAGAAAAAAAAAAUCUCAUUUUCAAAGGAAGGGCCUUAAGCCGGGCAUUUAAACUCGGUGUUGCGAGCGAGAUUUUUUCACUUUCGCGAGUCGCCCGUUGUAGCCUUCAAGAGAAAGGUACUUAGGCGUCGUUUCUCUAUUUUAAGAGUAUGUUCUUCAGUAAUUUCGUGUUUUUAUCCUUCCGUAAUAAUUAAUGAUCAGUUAGACGACAUGCCUUAAUUAAGAAGUGGUACGUUGGCUGUAUAUGAAUUGCGAUUCUCUCUUGUAUGAAUCUAAGUACCGUAUUUCCUCGAAUAAUAGCCAGGGGCGAUUAUUCUUUUUUUCGCACCAAAAGGGGGAGUUUAUUCGAGGGAGGCGAUUAUUUUAAAUUUGGUUCCUUGAUUGAUUUUCAAUGUCAAUAUCCUCGACGUCAGAGCUUGAAUCGUCACUGAUGAGUUUUGCUGUAGCCUGCGUGCAGGCUCCCCAUUUGGAGGAUAUCGUGAAAAGUAGACGCGCGAGAGAAAACGCGGCCCCUCACGCCUUUCCCGCUCGCUCACGCGUUCUCGCGCUGCUCGCUUCGCUCGCCCAAAUAGGAGAACUUGCUCGCAGGUUAGUUUUGCUGCAUCAGACUCCACUUCAGCUACGUUUGUCAUCCAAGUUGUCAACUUGUUGUUGACUUGACAGGGAGAGGAUAAGAAAAAAGAGAGAGAAGAUGGCGAGAGGGGCUGAGGGCGAUUAUUCGAGGGACGGCUAUUAUUAA